ACUAAACUGGAUAAAUUUUAUCAGUAAGAAUGUUAGUUCAGUGAGUGUCCCCAAAUGUUUAAGGACAAAUGGUUUCUAACCAUCGUUGUAAAUCUUAAGGAGGAUAUUUCAGAACCUUACUCAACAAAAGUAUUUUUUAUAAUUAAAAUUAAUGAUGAAUUAUAAAAGAAAAGUGCAGAAGACAUUAAGGGUGUUACCGGUUUUCAAAAAAAUGAUGACUAUUAUAUUACACCUUUUCAACUUUUAAGUCUGGAAUUUUCAUAUCUGACUUUUAAGCAUGGUUUUACAGACUUUUGGAACCUUUUACGAACGACAAAAAGUUUCAGUUCUUGUACAAAUAACUUUGAAUGCAUUUAUUAAAGCACCCAAUUAUCAACAAAUUGCUGCUUUGGCUUUCCGCUCCUUCCUUUUCUUUUCAUUCUGCUCUCUUUAAACACUCGGCUCAAAUUUAAAGAGGCUGAUCAUCGAUAUUUAUAAUUUCGGUGUUUGUUUAAACACUGUUUCAGUAUGCUGAUAAAGGAAUACAGGGUAGUUCUUCCUAUUACAGUUGAAGAGUACCAAGUAGGACAAUUAUACUCUGUAGCUGAAGUUAGCAAAAAUGAAACAGGAGGUGGAGAAGGGGUUGAAGUUAGAAAAAAUGAACCUUUUGAAAACUUUCCUUUACUGGGAGGCAAAUACUCUAGUGGUCAAUACACUUACAAAGUGUAUCAUCUAGCAAGUCGUGUUCCUGGUUAUAUUCGAUUAUUAGCUCCAAGGGGAGCUUUAGAAGUUCACGAAGAAGCUUGGAAUGCUUAUCCUUACUGUCGCACUGUUAUAACAAAUCCAGGUUAUAUGAAGGAUGCUUUCUUUAUAAGUAUUGAAACGAUGCAUUGUCCGGAUAGGGGAGAUCAAGAAAAUGCACAUGAAUUACCGCCAGAAAAACUAAAAAUUAGAGAGGUUCAAUUUAUUGACAUAGGAAAUGACCAAGUUCCCUCUAAGGACUAUAAGGAAUCUGAAGAUCCUAGUAAAUUCAAAAGCCAAAAGACAGGAAGAGGUCCACUUACUGGUAACUGGAAAGAAAGUGUAAAUCCUGUUAUGACAGCUUAUAAGUUAGUAACUGUAGAAUUUAAAUGGCUUGGACUUCAAACAAGAGUAGAGCAGUUUAUUCAAAGGACUGAACAGAGGCUGUUCUUAAAGUUCCAUAGAGAAGUAUUUUGUUGGAUAGAUCAAUGGUAUGGCUUAACAAUGGCUGAUAUUCGAAGGAUGGAAGAUGAGACAAAAAGAGAGCUACAAGCUCAAAUAGCACAAGGAGAAAUCAGAGGAACACUUGCUGAUGAAUAAAUAAAUUAGUACAUUCAAAAUCAAUGUUUUAUAAAGUCUUUUGUAUCAUGAAUUUAUAGCAAAUUUUUCAAUAAAUAAUUUUAUUCUCA
This is a messenger RNA of Parasteatoda tepidariorum (common house spider), 1409 nucleotides long. RefSeq names its product phosphatidylinositol transfer protein alpha isoform. Lineage: Eukaryota; Metazoa; Arthropoda; Arachnida; Araneae; Theridiidae. Gene Ontology annotation, molecular function: phosphatidylinositol transfer activity; phosphatidylcholine intramembrane carrier activity; phosphatidylcholine binding. Gene Ontology annotation, biological process: phospholipid transport. Gene Ontology annotation, cellular component: cytoplasm. The record is from RefSeq and is a predicted model, not a curated record.